CGCAUUUAACUAACACAAGUUGGGUGUAUAAAUAAUUUUUCGCACAGCAUCAGUGCGUCAUUAGUGUGAAUUGUGAAGACAUAAACGUACGCACCUCGCCAGCUGGGACUAGAGCAAAUUAGAAGAAUAUUGUCUAAGCGUAAUUUAUCGUAGCAAAGAGUGUAGAAUUAUGAAAGUCUUGUUCGUUUUGGCACUGUUGAUUGCCGCGACUACGGCGUUGCCACAAUUCGGUGGUUUCGGCGGUGGACCUGGUGGCUUUUACGGUGGUGGUCCCGGUUUUGGUAGGCCUGGCGGCUUCGGUGGACCUGGCUUCGGCGGACCUGGAGGCUUCGGUGGACCUGGCUUCGGUGGACCUGGCUUCGGCGGACCUGGUGGCUUCGGUGGACCUGGUGGCUUCGGCGGUGGAUUUGGCCGUCCAGGUUUUGGUGGCGGAUAUGGUCGUCCUGGUUUUGGCGGUGGUGGUUUCGGUGGACCAGGUGGGUUCGGCCGUGGUGGUGGCGGCGGCGGCGGUUCGGCCUCCUCGUCAGCGUCUUCAAGUGCCAGUUCGUCUUCAGGUGGCGGUCGUGGUGGUAGCUCUUCUUCAGCAUCUGCGUCUUCUUCAUCUUCUGCUGGCGGUCGCUUCGGUUAAAUACCACACACCAACUGGUUUUUAGUUUAAGUUCAUUUUUUUUUUUUAGCUUAUAAAAAUGUGAUUUAAGUGUGCGGUAGGAAUGAGCGUAUAAACCGGAAUGAAUGUUUUUUAUUUAACUUUUAAAUGAUAAAUAAAUGAAAAAUUUGUGGAAAAAAUAACU
Molecule: messenger RNA, 791 nt
Organism: Ceratitis capitata (Mediterranean fruit fly)
Lineage: Eukaryota; Metazoa; Arthropoda; Insecta; Diptera; Tephritidae
Product: keratin, type II cytoskeletal 1-like
Exons: 1
Coding region: 170-628 (152 amino acids)
Source: RefSeq, a predicted model, not a curated record